AUGGCGUCACCUUCCUCGUCAUCACAUGGGAGCUCUCGGCCGCAGAGGUCUUCUGGCGCCAGCUUUUCAAGCACCGAGCCUUUCCGCGUCUUCUCGUCUCUGGGUGCUCAAUCUGCCUCCCUCCUCUCCUCGCUCGGCUUUUCGCCAGCCUCGUGCCUCUCUGCCUUUCCCUUGUUCUGUUUUGUCUUCGGCUGCCUCCUGGGCCUGUGCUUUGCAGCUGCAACAGGCUCCGGCCUGGUCUGGGGCCCUUUGAUCCCUCUGCAGAGCGCAGCGUUGCCGCCGAACUCGCCCUUCUCGUCGCGGGCUGCAGCAGAGCCGAGCCCUAUCGCACCGCAUGUCCUGCCGUGGACUACGACGCUUCACACGCUCGCUGUCUCUCAGCAUUCGCGUCUCUAUCCCCCUGCCUCGGCUCGGCCGUCAGAGGAAGACGGCUUGGCGGCGGAAACCGGCGGCGAGAAGGAUUCGCCACGAGAUAGGGAGCCACGGGACCGCGCGUCCCGCCCCGCGGACGCGGAGAAUGAGGAUGAGUCGCCUGCAGGCCUACGCGAGCAGAAGGCGUUUGCACAGCCAAAAGUUGACGCCAAACUAUGUGGUGCGCCGACCUAUGCUCAGCCUGCUUUUGAGGCCGCCUCGGAUUCUUCGCCGCUCUUGAGGCGACCCUCUCCGCCCGCGGCCUCCGGCGCUCCGUGGGGACAGUUAGAAUCGUUGUCCGCCUUUAGCUCCGCGACCGCAGCGAAUCUCUCCUGGUUGUGCCUCCUGCUCGCUGCACUUCUCCCCAAGCUGCCGCAGUCCUCCGCCCCCGAGUUUGCGAUCGCCUCGCGGCCGCGCCAUAGCGUCUUCUCGCCCGCCUCGUCCUGCCAGAGCUGGAGCCCAGCGGGUCCUCGCGCGUCUGUGCCUGCGCCGGCACCGCGGCAGACGCCGAAGAAUGCACCGCUGUCCUCUGCUUGCUCGGCGGCCGCGACCCCGGCGAGGGAGUCCGCGCCGAGCGCGUCGCUCCAGGGGGCAGACGCGCCGCAGCAGGAGCCGGAGAGGGACUCUGGCGCAGCUGCAACUGCUUUUCAGAUGGGAGGAGGGCGCGCGCUGGAUGAGGGGACGGCAAAAGAAGAGGGUCGGAGUGCAGAGUGGGCGCAAGAAAACACGAGGGACUGCGUGCGGCGAGUGGUGCGUUUUGGGGGACGCACGGUGUUUACGGUCCCCGAGGUGUAUGUGCAGGGCGUCCUGCUUGUCGCGUUGAGUUGUAUUUUCGGUUUUUUUGGCGCGAGGAGUUUUUUCGGCUGCGAUCCACUCUGGAUGCAGCUGGAGGGGCUCUACCUCUUUCUGGUGGCCUCGCAUCACAUCACGGAAUUCUUUUUCGUAUUCUUCUACCAUCGCCGAGACCUGAGCAGCGACUGCUUCCUCCUCAACAACACGGCUGCGUACUCCGUCGCGCUGUUCCUCUCUGUCGCUGAACUGCGACUCAGACCUCAUCUUCUCAGGUCCCUUUGGGCUCCCAAGGGGGACGCCGCGGCGGAGGCCGCCGCCUGGUUGGCCGCCUCCGAGGAGACGCCGAUCAACCUCCUUCGGGGGCUGCUUGCUUUCGGGUCGCGUGUCUGUCGCGGCGCGUCCUCGGCUUUUCUCAGAGGGAUGGGACUUGCAAACAAAACGCUUUUCUCGGCGGCCGCCGGCAGCUCCUCCCGCACGUCGUCAGGGCCUUUUUCGCUGCCUUCUGCGUCUUCGUCUCCUCUCGAUGUUCCCGCCCUUCCAUCGCCAUCUUUGUCUGUAGCCUCGACGUCAGCCGGCAUUGCCCGCGGCGCGUGCCUGCGCGACACAGUUAGGCUGUUCACCGGCGCCUCCGCGCCGGAAUGCAGUUUCAUGUUCGCGUUGCUUUCUGUCUUUUGUGUCACGGGUCUGCUGCUGGCGGUCGGCGGUCUUCUGCUACGGCUCGCUGCUUUCGUCACCGCCGGUCGAAACUUCACGCACCAGAUUGCGCGAACGCGGCUGCCCUCGCACUCCCUCGUCACUCGGGGCGUUUACGGGCUCUACAGACACCCUGCGUACACUGGCUGGUUUUACUGGGCUGUCGGCAGCCAAAUGGCCCUUGGCAACGUGCUGUGCAUGCUGCUGUUUGCCGCCUCCUCCUUCGCGUUUUUCUUCGAACGGAUUCUCUACGAGGAACAGCUGCUGGAGGGCAUGUUCCCUGGCGGUUAUUGCGCCUACCGUGAAGCCACGCCGUCGCUCGGCAUCCCUUUCCUUCGGGCCGCCGUAAAACAUGCGCAAAGCGGCAAGGAGACAAGUCAAGCCGCAGACGCGAAAAAGGCACACUAG
Molecule: messenger RNA, 2304 nt
Organism: Besnoitia besnoiti
Lineage: Eukaryota; Apicomplexa; Conoidasida; Eucoccidiorida; Sarcocystidae
Product: isoprenylcysteine carboxyl methyltransferase (icmt) family protein
Exons: 3
Coding region: 1-2304 (767 amino acids)
Biological process (GO): C-terminal protein methylation
Cellular component (GO): endoplasmic reticulum; membrane
Molecular function (GO): protein C-terminal S-isoprenylcysteine carboxyl O-methyltransferase activity
Source: RefSeq, a predicted model, not a curated record